Anopheles marshallii is the source of this 1098-nucleotide messenger RNA. RefSeq names its product techylectin-5B-like. The transcript is spliced from 2 exons. The coding region runs from base 1 to 1098 and encodes 365 amino acids. NCBI's taxonomy places the organism in Eukaryota, Metazoa, Arthropoda, Insecta, Diptera, Culicidae. The record is from RefSeq and is a predicted model, not a curated record.
AUGCCCAGAGUGGCGGUUUUGUUAACGUUUACGCUGAUCUUAAAUGUUGUCUCACAUGCACAGUGUGAGUUAAACACCUCAAUCGUAAGUGCAUCUUCAAGCGGUUUCGCCUAUGAAAUGGUGAUGGCGAAAUUGCAACUGCUGGAGAAUCAGCUCAUCGAAACCAAUCUUGAAACGGAGGAAAAGAUUAUCAUCGUAAGUUCCAAAAUGGAUAAUCUUAUAAAAACCGUUGAAAAUCUGUCCUGGAUUGUGCAACAAGCGGGAGAAACUGUGAACCAACUAGGAUUAAGCGGGAAACACAUUGGCCAAAACCUCACCGUGAUACAGCGUGAUCUUACAAACGUGCUCGCUGAGCAGAAGCUAUUGGUGACCAACAAUCAACUACGAGAGUAUCUAACCCACCGAUUUUGCAAUGCAUCGAACAUGCCCUUGGUGAAGGAACAGCGUAGCAGCCGGUAUAAGUCUUGCAGUAAGAUACCUUUUCCCGUUUCGGGAGUGUACACCAUUCAGCCGGAAAAGCUCUUCAAGGAACCGAUAACUGUGCUCUGCGAUCAAGAGUACGAAUCGGGCGGAUGGACUGUGAUACAACAUCGGUUUGACGGAUCGACGAACUUUUAUCGCAGUUGGCAAGAGUACAAGAAUGGGUUUGGAAAUUUGGACGGUGAGUUCUGGCUGGGCUUGGAUCGUAUUUAUCAUCUAACAGUGUCGGGUGCGCAUGAGCUGGUGAUUCUGCUAGAAGAUUUCGAUGGCAAUAAGACGUACGCCAAAUACGAUCAGUUCGAGAUAGGCAACGAAAAUCAGAAAUAUGCGAUUACAAAACUAGGCGAAUAUUCAGGAACGGCCGGUGACUCCAUGCACAAUGCCAAAGAUAUGAAGUUUUCUACAUUCGAUUCCGAUAAUGACGUGUGGAAUGACAACUGUGCAGUAGCGUACUCCGGAGCAUGGUGGUAUGGAGCUUGUCACAAAAGCAAUUUAAAUGGCAAAUACCUGCGGGGAGAAACAAAGCAAACUGCGAUGGGUAUGAUGUGGCUCACAUUUCGAGGGCAUGAUUAUGCAUUGAAAGCUUCAAAAAUGAUGAUCAGAUCUACAGUAAAGUGA